Spodoptera exigua (beet armyworm) is the source of this 2662-nucleotide messenger RNA. Lineage: Eukaryota; Metazoa; Arthropoda; Insecta; Lepidoptera; Noctuidae. The record is from the annotation of a GenBank genome assembly.
CAAAUGUCAACGUGACAUUAAAAGUGUUGUAAUUGUAAUUAACUAUUUUUAAGAAGUAUUUUUUUAGCUUUUCGUUUGUUUCAGUAAAUGUUAAAUUUUAUUCUAUAGCCCAGCAUUAGAAUUAUAUUUUUGAUAAAAAUUUCAAGUCCACAAAUUAUUUUAUAUCUGUUGUACAUUCUAUAUUGGUUUUUAAAGAACCAUCAUUAUUCUAUGGGCAGCCCUAAGUUCCCCCAAAGUUUAAAAAUCAAUAACCACUAAAUGUCAAAGUUGUCAAAUCCACAAAAAUAUUUUGGGCUGUUGCGCUGUUUGACGUCUUCGUACAUUUUCGAAAGUUGUACGUAGUUUUGGGGUUUUAAAAUUAUCUAUUGAAAAUAAUUAAGUAAUGUUUUAAAAAUUACAAAUCCAAAAUGACGGUGUUAGUGUCGUUAUUCUAUCUUCUAUUUUCGAUAUGUGUCGUCUAUCCACCCACCGAGUUCGUGUCGGCCGGCUUUACCAUAGCGCAGCUGUUCGAAAGUUUCCUUGGAUCUGAAAAUAUAAACUUUAUUGGAUACCAUAUGAAACGGACAACAAUCACGGCUUUGAUUCAUUCCGCGUUGCCUUUGGGCUAUGUUUUUACUCUGUUGUGUUCUGGAGAGCGGAAUCCGUGGUUGCCUGCGGCAGCAGCUGCGACUGCCAUCAUCCCUUUAUUAAUGUGCUAUAGGCUGUUAUGUUGGUGGGAAAAUGGGCAGGCGAAGCACCCAGUCGUGAAGUCUCUUUUGGCGUAUGUGACUCCAGGCACUGACUGGAGAGUGGUGGCAGCAAAUCUCAAUAUUGAAUUCAGAAAUGUAGACAAAGUGUCAAUACAGCUGAAUACAACAAGUAGGUUUGUUGCUACUGAGAACUGGCUGAUCAAAAUAAGUCCAUACAAACUUAAUGUUGUCAAACAAGGGGACUGCACUCUGGUUGCUACUGCAACUGACAGUCACAAUCUAACCGCAUCGGGAGAAGAUGAAGUUCAAUACGUUAACAUAGAAGCGAUACCAACCCGAGAUGACGUGGAGCGGUUCACGUUCCGUAUUUCGACGGUGGCACUACGAGACCUGCAGCCGAGGCUGUCGCAGCCAGUUCGAGUGCCUGACCACAUCUCAUUGCUACCUACACUCAUUGAACGAUUCGUCAAUGUAUUCAAACAUUAUGUGGAACAAAACCCCGUGUAUUAUAUUGAUCAAGAGCCAGAACUGUGCAUCGGUUGCAUGCAGUACCCAGCUGACGUGAAGUUGAACCGAAGGUGUGCUGCUCCGCCCCCUCAACUUGGGGAAGGACCACCGCAGUGCCAACAGUGCAAUUGCCGCGUGCUGUGGUGCUGCGCGUGCAUGGGGCGCUGGUGGGCGGCGCGCGCGUCGGGCCCGCCGGCGGGAUGGCUGGCGGGGCGCGCGAGCUGCCCGGUGUGCCGCGCCGCGUUCUGCCUGCUGGACGUGUGCCCGGCGCGCGCGCCGCCCGCGUCGUGAGGCGCGCGCCCCGCACUGCUCCUCAUCACGCUCAGCGCGCCCCGGCGCCACUAGGGAGCUCCGUGCGGGACUGUCACACUCUACACUCAGGUGCAAUCAUGUAUCUCCUUAUGUUAUUGGUUGACGAUAUGACGUCACUGUAUACUUCUUUCCCAAAAUGUCUGUGAGUCAGACUUUCGGUUUUAAAUGUUCAUUCCCUACUGCAAUGAAUUAUCAGUUUAGUCAUGAAAUCUAUUGUAUUAUUUAACACAAUAGUUAAAUGUAAUAAAUACUUUAUAGUAUUUUAGGUGUUAAAUGUUCAAUGUCUAGUAUACCAAACUAAUAAAUGUGCGUUGUUUUAUUUUGACUACAGUUAUAUCUUCAAUGUGAGUAUGUUGUUAACAAAUGUUUUGUUUCACCAAUUAUAUUUUUACAUUUUGUGUAGUUUUAACAUAAUAAUGUAAUAGUUGUGUAAUAUUUAUUACUGCGCAAGGAGGCUCGGCAUAAAAAUUAUACUUAAUGUGAUUAUAUACUUUUAAUUAAAGUACUCAAAUCAAUGUCUAUAUUUGUAAAAUUCAACUUUUUGAAUGUUGUCUGUAUAAAUGUUUAGAUUAACAUUGAAGUAAGUGUGGACGCAUCUGUGACUGUUUUUUAUUACUAAAAUGUAACAGCUAAUAAGAAUCGACUAAAUAAAAUUAUUAUAUUGUUAUCUUACUAAUGCCUACUACGUCCAACCUUACUUGAUUAUAUUAAUCUUUAAUUAUAUAUUAUUUUUAAUAAAAUGACAUAAUAAUUUUAAUCUAGGAAUUAACAAUGUGUAAUUUCAUAUUUUUGAAUGUAUAGACAUUUUAAUUAUCUUGAUGUGAAAAUCGACUAAAAUGUAAUUUUAAAAGAUAUUGCGCAUCACUUAUGUAGUAAGAUAAUUGCGAUUGACCAUGUCUUUUAUUAUAUGUAUUCUGAAUAUCUGGGUAUAUAUCAUUUUUAUUAAAAAUGUAAGUCAAUAAUCUAGGGUUAUUUAAUCAAAGGAGCUUAUCGUUUUUGUACUCAACUUAUGAAAAUUGAGGUCUCAGACCAUUUUUGAAAUGCAAGUGUUUGACAUAAUUCGUUGGAGGCUCCAUCUAGUGAGUGCAAAUACGAUAGCCUCCAUAGUAAUGAAAUUACAUUAAAAUAUUAAUGUCUAUUUAUAAUUAUGAUCU